UUUUCACUAUUCUAAUAAAACUCUAAAACCCCAGUCUCCCGCAAACCGCGGCGCGAACAGUAUCUCAAAGCCUGCAUAGCCGGAAGAGCUCGAAAUCCGGCCACCUGGAAUCUAUUGUGGUUUGAGAAAGUAGCUCUCAUUGUGUAUAGAUAAUGGAGGCUGAGGCAAUGCGGCAUGGCGAUGAGGAAGAAGAAGAAUUUGUUUUACUUGAUCUGGGUGUUUUGUCUGAUAAAUUUGACAUUCCUCCAAACGCUCCAUAUGUUCUCUCUGGGCUGAACACUUUGAACCCAAUAUUGAUCAUUGAUGGCAAGUUGAAACUAAUUGGAGAAUAUGAAGAAACAAUUGGAACAUGCUUUGUUUUCUCUGAAAACGAAGCUGGCCCUGUGGUUCAUGAAGAAAGAGGACCAUCAGAGGAAAACCUAUUUGCAGGCAAACGAAUGGUAGAUUCAAACCAAACUCCUAGAAAGCAAUUGGAUCCAGUUGCUCGCCUGCAAAAGAUUCUUAAGUUCAGAAUGUUUGUCGAUGAUGAUGAUGAUGCUCAAGGUGGUGAGCUGGCAAGUAAGUUUGCUGAUGUGGGAGAACAUGUGGCUAUGGGAGAACAACAAUUGCCACCAGAAGAAGUAACUAAUGAGGUGGCCGUUUCAGAAGAUCAAAACGUUGUUUUGGGUUCUAAUAGACCAAAGCGCGUAAUUAGAAGACCAGUCAAGUAUGUAAAUUAGAGAAGUUUUGAGUCAUGGGUUGUGUGAUUGUGUGAAUUGGAUUUAAUCUAUUUUGCGUAACUGAAUUGGUUGCCAACCAUUUGUAACGGAUUUCAAUUUAAUAAAAGGAUGUGGAUGGUAGGGGGAAGCCUCGUAUAGAAUCAA
Molecule: messenger RNA, 863 nt
Organism: Mangifera indica (mango)
Lineage: Eukaryota; Viridiplantae; Streptophyta; Magnoliopsida; Sapindales; Anacardiaceae
Exons: 5
Coding region: 153-719 (188 amino acids)
Biological process (GO): transcription by RNA polymerase III
Cellular component (GO): transcription factor TFIIIC complex
Source: RefSeq, a predicted model, not a curated record